UAAGAUAUGAAUUUCAUCGUAAGAAUCAUAUCUCAACUCAGCACUCAGACAAGCUCUAGAGCAGUGAAAUUAUUUCAUCUGUGAGAACAAAAAAUCAGCGCCGUGAAGGCAUCGCCAGAAACGCGCUUUGGGUUUGAACUUCGAAGUCUGGGUUACAUUGCAUUCAUACUCCUUACCUAUCAAAUUCCGAUAAACACUUUGACAAAUUGGAAGAGUUUGAUCGACAAUAUGGACGGCCCCCCUGUGGGCGAUAUCUGUUCCAUUUGCCAUGGAAGAUUCAACACCCCUUGCCAAGCAAAUUGCUCGCACUGGUUCUGCGGAAAGUGUAUAAUGCUUGUCUGGGAUCAUGGAUCACCCCUACAGCCGUGUAAAUGCCCCUUAUGUCGCCGGCAAAUCACUUUAUUAGUUCCUUCUGAGGUUUCCCCAAUUCAGCAAAGUGACCCCGAGGUUGAACGUGUUCUUAACAAUAUAAGGACUUAUAACCGUCAUUUUGGUGGCAACUCAACUGGUUUAAGUCAGCGACUGCAGGACCUUCCCUUUCUCCUACGGAGGUUGCUUCGGGAACUCCUCAAUCCACAGAGAUCUCUUCCUCUUGUCAUUAGAACACGUGUUUAUACUGCAUAUGAAGAUUUGCCCAUUUUGUGCGAGAGGCACACGACGUCCAAGUUGUCAACAUUUGAGGAUUUACAGUCCAUUAAGUCAAUGGGAUUUCGAGGAGAGGCUCUGGCGAGCAUGACCUAUGUAGGUCAUGUUACGGUCACCACCAUUACUAAAGGACAACUACACGGUUAUAGAGUAUCCUAUAGAGAUGGAGUGAUGGAGCAUGAGCCUAAGCCAUGUGCUGCUGUAAAAGGAACUCAGAUAACGGUUGAAAAUCUGUUCUAUAACAUGACAGCUCGGAGGAAGACACUACAAAAUGCAUCUGAUGAUUACACAAAGAUUGUGGACCUCCUAAGUCGUUUUGCUAUUCAUCAUAUAAACAUCAGCUUUUCUUGCAGAAAGCAUGGAGCUGCCAGAGCAGAUGUUCACUCAGUUGGGCCAACUUCAAGGUUAGAUGCCAUUCGUACAGUUUAUGGUGCAUCAGUUGCCCGCAAUCUAAUGAAAAUAGAAGUUUCAGAAAAUGAUGAAGCCUGUUCAGGUUUCAAGAUGGAUGGUCUAAUCUCCAACUCAAAUUAUGUUGCGAAGAAGAUCACAAUGGUGCUCUUUAUCAAUGGAAGAAUGGUGGAAUGCAGUGCUUUAAAAAGAGCUAUUGAAAUUGUUUAUGCUGCAACUUUACCCAAAGCAUCCAAACCUUUCAUAUAUAUGUCAAUUAUACUGCCAACUGAGCAUGUAGACGUGAAUGUUCACCCGACCAAAAAAGAGGUAAGCCUCCUGAACCAGGAAGUUAUUAUCGAGAGGAUACAAUCAGCGGUUGAAUCAAAAUUGAGAAGUUCUAAUGACAUGAGGGCAUUUCAAGGACAGGAUGUUGAAUCUUCUGAGGCUUGUCAAAUGGUUCUUAGCAAUGACGAUACUCAAAAUUCCUUGCAGUCUGGGUCAAAAUCGCACAAGGUUCCAGUGCAUAAAAUGGUUAGGACAGAUUCAACAGAUCCAGCUGGAAGGUUGCACGCAUAUGUGCAAAUGAAGCCUCCUGGCCUCCCCGAAUCUAACUUGACUGCUGUGAGGUCUUUUGUAAGACAGAGAAGGAAUCCAAAGGACUCUGCUAAUCUUACUAGCAUUCAAGAUCUUGUUGCAGAAAUUGAUAAGAAUUGUCAUGCUGGUCUCCUUGACACUGUACGACAUUGCGUAUAUAUUGGAAUGGCAGAUGAUGUAUUUGCGCUGCUUCAGCAUGGAACUCAUCUGUAUCUAGCGAAUGUUGUGAACUUGAGCAAAGAACUCAUGUACCAGCAAGUUUUACGUCGAUUUGCUCAUUUUAAUGCCAUACAAUUAAGCAACCCAGCCCCUCUGUACGAGUUAUUUAUUUUGGCACUGAAGGAGGAAAAUGCGAAUUCAGAGUGUGAGAAUGAUGAUUUUAAUGAGAAGGUAGCUGAGACGAGUACAAAACUGCUCAAGUUGAAAGCUGAGAUGCUGGAGGAGUUUUUCUGCAUACAUAUUGACAGAAAUGGGAAUUUGGCUAAACUUCCAGUUGUACUCGAUCAAUACACACCUGAUAUGGACCGUGUUCCUGAGUUUAUGCUUUCUUUGGCUAAUGAUAUUGAUUGGGAGGAUGAGAAAAUUUGUCUCCAGUCGAUUUCAGCUGCCAUCGGGAAUUUCUAUGCUAUGCAUCCUCCCUUGCUGCCCAAUCCAUCAGGUGACGGCUUGCAGUUCUAUAAAAGGAUAAAACCAUUCGGGAAUUCUGAAGAUGAAAAUAUAGGUGAUGAUGAGGUGGGAAUGGAUAACGAAAUUGACCAUGGACUACUAUCAGAGGCAGAAACUAUAUGGGCUCAACGUGAAUGGUCGAUACAACAUGUACUCUUUCCAUCAAUGAAGCUGUUCUUCAAGCCUCCACGUUCUCUGGCCGAAAAUGGUACUUUCGUUCGGAUUGCAUCAUUGGAGAAACUUUACAAAAUCUUUGAGAGAUGUUGAGGAAGUUUGAUCAACAUGGGGCUGCUUCUAGAAACAUGCCUGUUUCUUUUUGAAAAAAAUAUUUAGGUGCAUCUCAGGCAACAUCUAUCUUUGUGCAACCUACUUAAUUGUCCAACCACAUUUUGCUACGUGGCAAGUUCUUUUCCCUCUUCUUUUUUUUUCUUGUGAUUGGAGUAGACUACAAAAAAAAAGGUGUAAUCCCAGGAUGUACUUGAGUAUUGUUUCUUUUUUGUCUUCUUUUUGUAGCUCUUCUGCAAUUUGUAUAGUUGCCAUUUUGCAUGUAACAGCCUUUGAUGUUCUUGUAAAUCCUAAAGUACCUACAAGUUAUUCAGUUUUGCAA
Benincasa hispida (wax gourd) is the source of this 2902-nucleotide messenger RNA. The record is from RefSeq and is a predicted model, not a curated record. NCBI's taxonomy places the organism in Eukaryota, Viridiplantae, Streptophyta, Magnoliopsida, Cucurbitales, Cucurbitaceae.